Gloeophyllum trabeum ATCC 11539 is the source of this 1944-nucleotide messenger RNA. RefSeq lists its product as uncharacterized. NCBI's taxonomy places the organism in Eukaryota, Fungi, Basidiomycota, Agaricomycetes, Gloeophyllales, Gloeophyllaceae. The transcript is spliced from 16 exons. The record is from RefSeq and is a predicted model, not a curated record. Gene Ontology annotation, biological process: protein K11-linked ubiquitination; positive regulation of mitotic metaphase/anaphase transition; anaphase-promoting complex-dependent catabolic process. Gene Ontology annotation, cellular component: anaphase-promoting complex. Bases 1 to 1944 code for a protein of 647 amino acids.
AUGGAUGCGUUGCGCACAGCGAAGACGACGGGCCAGCCCAAUUAUCAGGCGAAAACUACACAUGUUCUUCGGCCACACCAUAUCGGCCUGCUCUCCGUGCUCGCCAUCUCCUAUAAGGAAUUCGAAAGCAAAGAAGUCCCGGCACCUUUCUUGCUCCACAUAAAUAGGUUGAUGCUGAAUGAGAUCUCCGAAGUGGCAGAACCGAAACCCUGGUACCAGCUUAUACAAGAGCUGUCUAGUGGUCCUAUGGCGGAUGUUGCCGAUGCACUGUAUUUAAUUGAAUCUGUUAAAGAUGUGUGGAUGUCGGUCAUGCUGAUAGUCCCUCAGCAUAAGUCUAUCCGCAAUGGCGCUGACAUGCUUAUUUUCUUCCAAGGUUGGGAUGCGAAUCGUUUGAUGUUCGGUUCUUUACUGAAUGAGGAUCUAGGUGUUGCCGCCCUCUUCCAGGACAACGAUGAUCAGGAGCCUGCAUUCACGCGACGCUCGCCAUUCGGCUACUUCUGCAGGAGAUGCUGGGUCACUUUCCAGAAGUUGUCUUGGGAGGGUGUCCUAAGGUUGCAACGCGACUACGCAGCUUGGCGCGCCGGAGACCUGCAAGCUGGUUACAUCGAUGGGCCAAUGGACCGAUUAAACAGUGACAAUCUUCUGUUCAGGACAAGCCGGGAUAAAAAGAAAUUUGCUACAGCCGAGAGAUAUGCCGAAUACGAAAAGGCGCGCGAUGUCUCAGACCUGAGCACAGCCGUGGAAAGCCUCCGCAGGUACUUCGAGCAGCUAUUUCACACCGAAAAUGACAUAGGAUAUAGGCAUUAUGCGUUGCUCGAGCUUGUUCGUUAUCAUUGGAAACGCCGGGAGUGGACGGUGGCGCGGGACUUGCUCGUCGAAGCUCAGGAACUCGCCGAGAGGGCUGGUGAUUGUGUCAUGGAUGAGUAUUGCAAGAGCUUGGCCUCUCGUCUGCCCCCAAAGGAUCUCGGGGCAAAGCAGCCCUUGAAUACCAUCCGACCUAAUGUGCAUCCUUACGAAAUCCUGUACGACGUGAAAAAGCUCAUGCAAGUCAGCUAUGAACAACCCUUGUCGGCUUCAUUUGAAAAGGUGUUGGAAGCUAUCACCGCCUUCGAUCACUGGGCAGAGAAGGAAGCAUCAGCACAGACGGACGUUGAGCAAUGGGGGCAACAUGCUGUACAGUCUUUAGUAUGGAAUAAUGCUGGAUGUCUUCGGAUGAGCGAAGUGGAGGAAAACAUUGUAAUAGCUUUCACUGAGACGGCUAGCGAUGACAAUAAUCGCAUAACAGUGAUCGUAAAUCGAGCUAACAAGGAAGCAAGAAGGGGGAAAUAUCGCGAAGCUCUUUCUAUGUUACUGGAUCCGGACACCUGGCGUGGGCUGUCAGUCAUAGACUAUGAACAUCUUUGGGCAAGCGAGUUGUGGCACGUUCUUGCUCUGCGAGCCGCCAGGAGAGGCCAGCUUCGAGUCUUCAACGAAUUUCUGCAACCCAAAAGGCCUGCUAGUUACAAACAUCGAGACUACUUCGCAGACUUGCCUCCGUCCGGCGGAUCUCACAUACGUGACCGGUUGUACGAGGUCAUAUACUACCUGGUCAUUAACGGCGACGACAUCGAGCAAAGAGCACUCGCGUGUUUCACUAUGGCCCGGUGUAUAAUCGUAGCCGGAGGAUCGGAAAGUUCCAAUCUGCAAGAAGCCAUAGGCUUUCUGGAUACAGCCGAGGCAGACUACACGACUCUCGAGAUGUAUCCUUCUGUGGUGAAGGUGCAGUACUUAUUAGCGGUCAUCUAUAACGCCCUCGGUCGGGAGGAGGGUCGAGAUGCCGCAGCUGCGAGACAUCUCGCAGCGCAGUCCAAACUAGAGGAGUGGGCUGCGGCUGCGGUGGACCAGGAAACACAGGCCAUAUGGACUUUGGCAAUGGACGUAGGAGCCUCUCUCUCGGCGAGAUAG